AUUUGUCACAACAUUGUAUGUAAAUUACAUUGUAAUGAGUCAUUUUUGAAACAGACGAGCCUUUUAAUUUAUUUGGUGAAUGUUAUUACAAGGUAUACUCAGAUAGAUUUAAAAUAAUUAUUCUUUAAAUACUUAACAAGUUUAAUACAUGUAGUUAUGUUAAAUUAUGCAAGGUCCUUGUUGAUUCAGCUAUAUUAACAUUGAUGACGUCUAUAACCUAGUUACUAGUGUAAAUCUACUCUCUCAAUGCGAAUUUGUUACUGAGUUUUUUAACUAUGUAAAUUUUGUCUAUACGUUAUAAGAUGUUCCAUCUAAAGCUCAAAGGCAGGGUAGAAAUUUAAAACCUGUCUAAAUUCUUGGGCAUUUCCUGCCAAAAUUAUAUCCUUUAUUUCGCAUGAAGACAAUAAAGAUGAAGAAUGUACCAAGAGACGCAGCCUCAUAAUAGGUAGUAAGUCAGAGGAUGGGAAAUGACAAAAUUAAAAGAACACACACACAAAAAUGAAUUUGAACAGCAGCAGAUGCUAUUUUAAAAAAGGCCAAGGAAUAUAUAUAUAUAUAAAAUAACACAAAAUAUUAUUUGAUUUUUUAGUAAAAAAAGUUGUAUAAUUGAGCCAUCAAGUUUCAUAUGUUAAAAUGGACGAUUUAUUUUGUCUCAUGGGUGCUGAAAAACAAUAAACAUAAAGAGAAAUAAUGAUUAAACGUAGUCAAUAAAUAGUUUUGUAUGUGUGUUUAAUUUAACUGUAUGAUACUUUGAUCCUCAAAGGUUAAACAAAUAAAAUAAUAUUUUAUAGUUAAAGAAGGCUGCGGGUUUUCGGACAAGGGCCCAUGAAUUGAGAGUUUAGGGCUUAGGGUUAUUAAAAAAAUAUUUAAAAACUAUUGUAGGGUUUGUACGACUAAAUCUGGUAUCAAAUGAAAGAUAAUUGAAUGGAAUAAAUUUGUGUAAAUUUAUUUCUUCAGUUUAACUAAAAGAAACUACAACAAAUGACAUCCGACUAGCAUUUAGUCAAAAUGGAACUGGAAACGCAUCGCCGCUAUUCGGAACCGAGUCACGUUAGAUUAAAUGCUAUUCCGAUGUCUUUUGUUGUAGUUUAUUUUAGUUAAACUGAAGAAGUAAGUUUGCAAACAUAAAGUCCAUUCAAUUAUCUUUCAUUUGAUACCGAAUUUCGUCUUACAACCUAACAAUAAUAUUUUUCAUUUAAAUUUUAAUCCCAACCUCUCACUUCUCAGACCAAGGUCCGAAUAGCCACUUCGGUUAAAGAAUGUGUCAAUAAAUUUACUUUUAUUUCUCAUUUAGGUGACCCAACUAUUUCUUUUCAAACGUUGUUGUUGCACAUUAAGUUUUGCAGAUUGAUAAUGUUAUCGAACACUAUAUUUAUACGAAGUGGUUAAUUGGAUACCGAAUUUGAUACCAAAAUGGACCCGGGCAGGGAUCGCCGCUAUUCGGACCCGGGUCCCUUUAGCCUAAAUGCUAUUCGCAUAUCAUUUGUCAUAGUUUAUUUAGUUAAACUCAAGAAUUUAGUUAUAGUUCAUUUGAUACCAGAUUUUGUCGUACAAACCCUACAAUAAUAUUUUUAUUACUUUUUUAAUAAACCAAACAUCUCGUUUCUGACACCGGGUCCAAAUAGCCACAGUCAUAUUUCUAUUGAUAUAAUAAAUACAUUUAUUAUUAUAAUAGGUACCAACAAAUAUUCUUGGUCUUGGAAUAGCAUUAAACCUUUUAAGUGUCACUUUUUUUUAAGCUUAGAGGAUUUAUGAUCUAUCAAUUGAUCAACUAUAAAAUGUAAGUACAUUUCAGAUUAUCAUCAUGCGUCAAAAAUGGAAGAAUUUAAAGUUCACUGCAGACUUUCUACUGAAGAUUGGAAUAUUAUUCGAACAUUUAAAAGGUAUUUUCUCCUUUCUAACAAAAUUAUUUCAAACUAGGGCAACCGUUUCAAUCAUUUGAAAGUCUCCCGAGUUAGUAUUGUAUUAUUAAUUUCAAUCAGCUAAUUGUCUAUAUUUUCCUACUUCAUUUCAUAGCAAAUGCAAUAAACAAAGAUAUGCUAGACAGGUCAUAACGUUUGCCGUGAAUAAUUAAACUGUUUCUAUCUUCAAAAAUGAAAGAACAAUUAUAGGCUUUUUGAGGACAUUGCAACUUGCAUUAGAUAAAGAUCAAUGGUUAACAAAGUUUGCUAAACAUUGCAUUAAAUAAAGGUCAGUAAAAAGUAUCUUCUGUUUAUUUAUUUGCCUUCAGAUUCUUAACACAGACAUUACACAGGUGAACACAAAAAUAAAAUAAAAGUAUUCUUGUUGUCUUGAGAUUUAGAUAAUUGUGACAAGCGCUCAUCCUUGCAGUUAAUGUCUUAGCUCACAGAAUUAAAAUAUUUUAUAAGACAUAUUAAAGAAAUUGUGCACAGUAAAAGUGAUUCGAAACAAUUCAAGGAGUGAAAGUUUUGAUAAAUUUGAGUUGACCGAUAUGAUAAGAAACAUAGAUAUUUACGAGUAAUCGUCUAAAAGGCUUAACCACGGAAUGUACUUUAGCCUGUAACCAACAUUUGCAUUUAUCAAGGAAAGGAAAUUUUAACUUCCAAAAUUUACCGAAAGCAAUAUUUUAUUAUUAUUUAAUGACAUCAUGGUUCUUCUGAGUGGAUUUUUGUCUUUCAUAUUUAUAAAUCAGUGUGUUAUAGCGUUGCAUCGCUAUUUCUAAAUGUAGCUUGAAGUUUUUUCUUUAAUUAUUGGAGACAAAAAUAUAUUAAAAUAGAUAAACUAUUAGGAUGAAAAAAACACGCUAAUUUAUUUAGUGUGCAAAAAAUAUAUUUCAUCAAAAACCUCUAUUGAUUAUUUGUUUAUUUUUUAAAAAGUUGCAAUUUUGCACUGUGAUUCCUUUUAAAUACCAGACGUUCAAGAAAAAAGUAUUUUUUAAAGUAAAAAAUCAGCUUUUAAUUGGAUUGUAGUUAGAAAGAUAUAUAAAUUAUUUCCUUAUUCAUAAAAUUAUAAACUAAGUAACUAGGCUUCUUGUUAUUAAUGGUAUUUUAUGGUUUUCAUCGUUCUAGUAGUUAUGGUAAAGACUAUGUUUUGCAUUUUUACUCAAAGGAAAGACAGUAGGCAUAUAAAAAACUCAACUCAUCAUUCAACCGACCGGGUGUCUUUGGGUUAGGAUGGCCCCCCGUCUGGUCGAGCAGACUCGGGUGGGGGCUGUCCUGACAAAGAGACAUCCUUGACGUGCCGCUCCGCGGCCCGAUACCGGGUUGGGGAGGGGUGUUUUGGGGAGGGCAUAAAGCGCGCAAUCUCGACGGCCCGCUGAUGCCAUUUCUUAAUGUAAUAUAUAGCAUCAAUGAAUAACAAUGAAUCGUUUCCCAAGUCUUAAGUUUGUUUAUGGUGUGAAGAGAUUUAUUAUAGUCACUUAAAUUUCUUUUACGAUAUACUUAUUUUAGAAGCAAAUCUUGAAAGUGUCCCCAAGCCAUAAACCUGCAAAAGAGGAGAGAGGCAAGGAAAAAUAUGAAUUUUUUCGAUCUUCUGCGGAAUUUCUCAUGCAGAUCCUACUCUCAGAAAUUAUACAAAAGUAGAUUUUUGGGGGACUAAUUCGAAUGUUUGGACCAUAACUAUGCGUCUUAAAUAGGAAAUUAGCAAAUGUUAAAAAGCACUUUUGUUUGCAUAAUUAAUACGUUGCUUUAUUCUUAAAAUUUCAUAUAUUGAGUAUUUAAAAAAAAAUUAGAGAUAUAAGAAAAUUUUAAUAAAAGAGGCCUUUUUUUAAAUCAGCAGACCAAAGAUACAUAUAAACAGUUCUAAAAUUUCAGGCACCAACUUUGUAUUGGCGAGUGUGUGUUUGUUUAAUGAAUAAUAAAUAGUUCAUUAGAAAAAAAAUAAUUAUAUGAUAGCAUAAUUUAAUUAGUUUCAAUAUAAUGUUAAUAACAAUAAAAAAGAAGAAAUUGAAAAUCAAAUCAAAAUUUUGAAAUUAGGUUUCCUUAUUUAUCCCGCAGAUAAUUAUGCCAAUCACUGCGAUCCUGCACAAGAGGGAAGCCAAUACAAUUUUAAAUUAAAUGUCAACUUAUCUGAACAUAUAGACCCAACCGAUCUGUUGAUUUUAAAUGAAGGUACCGGUACCCCAAUUGCAAAAUGUGAUGUGGUCAAGAGCUUAUGCAAACCGAAUUUUUCUAGAUUAAUUGCAGUUGGAAUCUCAAAAGAAAAAUCCAGUUACAUUUCCACACUUAAUGUAACAAUUUUUAAAAUCACGCGAGACAAAAAAUACUUGAAUGCUGAAGGAAAAUGGACUGUCAGAUCCAACAACGAAAUAGUUUCUUCCUGCUUUGUGCAUGUAUUCUGUAAGUUCAUAUAUGGUCUAUUUUGCAUACAUUACCUAUAAUUUUAUUAUUAUGUACACAAUAUGAAUGCUUUUAUCAAGUCUGCCAAAGACAAUAAAUCGGCUAAAAAGAAGAACAUACAUUCAUGAAAUAAAACAUACAUACUUUUUUUUUGUAGCUUUAAACAUAAUAAAAAUCCCCAAUUUCUAUAUCUGUGCAAAAUCGUAAAAUGUUGUUAACAGCAAAUCACGAUUUAGUGGUAUCAGUAAAAUGUUGUUCGUCAACAUUUUUAAAAAUUAAUUCUUAGUUUAUAGGUAUAUAUAAUUUUAGUAGAGACUUACUGGCACCCACAGAAACAUAAAUCAGAAAGUAUCUUUUAUAAUUAAUCCUUCAACAUUCAAACAACCAGUGGUAAUAAUUAUUACUAUUUUUAAUCAUAUUUAAAGUCAAUUUUUGUUAAAAAUUAUUUCUUUCAUUUUUCAGCCCGACCUCCCAAUGUUCGUUGCAUCAGUGAUGCAUGCAAUAAAGUCCUGCAGCUGACGUGUUUGACAUCACAAGUUUACCCAUCGAUUACCUGUGAAUUCAGUUUCAAGGUAAUCAUAUAAGCUGUAUAUUUCUAUUGUUGAUCUUUUGGGAUAUAGAUCGUCCAUUAUGAUUUCACAAAUUCGUAUUGCCUAAGUGUCUACGUUACUAUUGUUGAACUUGUCAAUUUCACGAAACAUUUUUUCGCUACGGUGUUCGUCAACUUUCUAGGUAAGAUCGUUAAAACUUAAUGUCUGUUAAAUUAAAAUUAACCAUCAGAAGGCGAUUUCAUUCUGCUAUGUUAUAUUUGAAGGAUCCACAAUAACUCGGAGGGAGCGUUGCAACGAGUCUCAGUCGAUUUUCAACUUUCAACAAGUUUGAUGCUUCUAAUCUCUUUUAAAAUCGCUAUGUCAUAUACAGCAACAUCAAAGAUGACUUGCAGACGUGCUAUUGGUUUCCAUUAAUUGGCAGUUUCAAGAUUCAGUCGUUUAUGGAUGAUCUUUAAAUGUGAAUAUGUAUUCAUACAAAUUAUACAAAUUAUAUAUAUGGUUUUGAAGGGGAUACUUUACUUGUUUCAAGGGCUACUCAAUCUACUAUUCUAAUUGUUCAGCAAAGUACUUGCACCCGCCAAUGAAACCCAGCACCUACAAAUCUCCUCAUUUCUGGAAAGCCUCAACAAAGAAAGCUGCUGCCAUUUGAUUGUAACUUCGUAACUUAAGGAAGAAAAAGUUUAAAAAUCAAUGCAAAACAUUAUAAGUAGUUUCUCUAGAAUGACCUUUAACAUCUUGAUGUCCCAAACAACAUGUUACAGAUAUGACAUUAAAGUGAUGAAAGAGGGUGUGGAGCUGGGGAGUUACGCUGGUUAAAAAUGCAUGGCGUACUGAGAAAGGCUAGAAGCAGCUUAAGGUUGACAGAGAUUUCAAAAAUUAUAGAAAUACGGCAGGCAUGGAAAUAUGUAGCUUUGCCUUUGCCCUACUGAGAGUGAAAAGGAAAACAAAAAAGACAGAACUUUAAUUAUUAAUUUAAUUUAAUUUUUUUUUAAAAUAUUAUUUUCAGGUCAGUUUCAUAAAUAUUCCACCACUUAUUUUGUCAAAGCCUUAUGAUUAAUAUUUAUAAUUUUGUUUUUAAUUUACAUAUUUAGAGAUAUAACAUGAUAUCCCUUGUGAUUAAGUAUUUGCGUUUUGAUGAAUAAUUUAUUUUAAACUUAGAACUUAACCUAUGUUAAAAGUUUAACAAAAAAUAACUUUCACUAUGAUGACAUAGAUGCUAUAAAGACAUUUUUAAAUUCCUUCAAUCUUAGGCCCCUAACUCUUAAGAAAGAUAAUGAUUCUCUUUAUUAAGACAUUUUAUAUACUUAAUAACAUUUGAAUGUUGAUUAUAUUGCUUCUUUUACUAAAAAUAUUUAUUCAAGUGCAUAAUGAACCAUUUGAAAAGCACGUUAAAAAGAGAAAACAAUAUCUGUAUUACACAUGAGAAAACAUAUUUUUUCUUUUACGUAAUGAGUUAUUUCACUGCCUUUUUUUUCCCUUUUUUUGUCUAUCAUUCUACAGAACACCUCCAACGUUUCAAAACAGAAAAUACUUUACAGUCAUAUCAAGUUGCCAGGAAAAGUUACAUAUUUUCUAUCCAUGUGUUUCUCAAAAUUUCCAAUAACACAUAAAUUUCAAGGUGUAGGAAAUGUCAUCAUUCAUCCAGAUAUUGAAGGACAUGGAAAGGCAAAUACAUUUUUUAUGAACGAAACACUGCCUAUAGGUCUGUUCAUUUGGUUGCUUUUUCUUCGACAUAAGAGCAUUUUUUAAAUGCUGUAUCAAGUAUUUUUUCAAUAGUUUAUAUUGUUUUGUUUUUUCUAAUAUUAUUUUUAGUUUUAAAAACAAAGUUAUUAUAAAAAUGCCAGUCAUUUCCAUAUUGCUAUAGUAAACGAAGACAUUAAUAUAGAGCAGUCGAAAUCUUAAUAUUAUAAUACAACAAUUUAUUUAAGGAUAUCAGUAGAUACCAAGGGUUUCUUUCCCAAAAUGAUACUUUUAUAUUUUUGCUAAGAGAACAUUGUAAAUAAAGCAAUUAAUUAAUGUACAUAUGAAAAUUAAUUCUUAAUCGACCUCAUUAACAAGUUAGAUAAUUACUACAUGAUUUUAAAAAAAUGUAAUUUAAUACUUGUGUAUUAUAUAAAAACUAGAGAAUAUAAGCCGUGGUUACUUGUGUAACAAUGAAAAAUAAAAGGCAUGUUCCAUACUUGUGCAAGGUUUAGCAUCGAAAAGCCAAAUGUAUAAGUAUGUAACUAAAUGGAAACUAGUUGUAUCCUAACUUCAAGAUAAAAUAUAUAUAUAUAUAACAAAUAUGUAUAAAGACCUUAUCCAUAUGUAUAUUUAUGAGGUUGUAAACCAGUUUGUAAGAACAAGCUGUGUAUCUACGUAUAGAUAUUUUCGUUUCUAACAUCAGUUUUAAUAUACAAUCUUAUAUAGGCGUACAAAAAUAAAAAAUAAAAUUCACGCCCCUCAUCCAUAAAGAAUACGUUUUCAAAAUGUUUAAGCUAUGUCCAUUUUUUUUAAAUCCAUAAAGUAAACAUCUCAGCUUGAUAUAUUUAUUUCAUUAAAAAUAUAAUAAGCCAAUUAAAUUGUUCCUAAACUAUACUAAUGGAAUUCUUUCGGAAAAUACAGAAUUCUUAUAUAUACUGAAAAAUAUAUUUACCAAAGUUCACGUCUCUGACAUCAGUAUGUUUUUUGAAAUAUGAUUAAUCUCAUAAAAUAUACGCAAAUUUUGCACAGAAUGUAAACACCAGGAAAUUUCAUGUUCAAGCGCCCUGAAAAUAUUUUCGGUAAAUGGAAAAACAAGUAUGACUUUAUCUUUAAAGAUUACAUUUUAACUUUCUUUUUUUAAAAUAUUAUUAUCCGCAUUCACGAUGUUUCAACUCACUUUCUUACGCCAUUGAAGUAUAUAUUUUUUUCUACAAAUAUUUUCAAAAAGUUUUAAGGCUUUAGCAUACUAUUACUUGUGGAAAGAUGUCUAAAGUCUCUAAAAGCCAUUGACCUGUAUUUUCGAAUAGUAUUGUGCCAAUUUAGUAACUUAUGUCCGCAACCUAGCUUUCAAAGGGUUAGUUAACGGGAGCUGCCGUCUUUGAGUUUAUAACCACACGUAACAAGUCGUUCAUCUGGCGGUCAGCUAUAUCACAUUUCAAUUGGAUUUCAACAAGAUACUUUGAGUUUUUAUCCCAAAAUAAGACCCAUAGCAUUAUGCAAAUAGAUUUAGCUUCACAGAUUUGUUUGUCAGUAAUUGUAAUAAAUAUGAAAAUUUUUCAGAGAUAUAAAACUAUUGGUAAGUUAAGCCUUAAAUAGGGCUCAGGGUUUGAUCGAGAGACUUGAACUUCCACAGUAGACUUUUUUUCCACAAUGCUAACUACAAUAUCUCUCUGAUUUCUUAAUCUCUUGUCUUCACAGUAUAGGAAAUGUACUUAUUUCUAAUCCCGCAAAUAUUUUAGUCUUUUACAAUUUUAAUAUUUUUCAGAUACAGGUUUGGAAAAUUGUGAGAAAAGAAUGCCAGUACCGUACCACUUGAAGUUCCAUUGCUCAUUUCAUUCAUAUUUUGACGAAUCAGAGGUUGUUGUCGAGGCAGCUAAUUUAACAGUAAUUUCAUGCAAUAUUAGCUCUAACAAGUGCAAAAAUUUGUCAAAAAAAAUGUUAAAUAUUACUUACAACCAUCUGACAGCUCACAAAGUAUGGUUAGAGAUAGACAUCUACGAUAUUUCCAAAGACGACAUUUUAAAUACAAUAGGAAACUGGACCAUCGUGUAUGAUUCUUUCGUUGUAUGCUCAAAAAAAUUAAACGGAUACGGUAAGUUGCAAUUGAUGAAAACUAUGAUAUAUUGUUUUAUUUAAUCUAAAUGACAGCUUUCAGGUUGAAAUAUUGUGUUAUUUUCGAGCUUCGUGUUUGAACACCUCCUCCCUCUUUGUUCAGGGAGGCCCGCACUCCAAAAGUCAUAAACAGAGAUGCCUUUAAGCAUAGCCUGAGUUAAGUGUCUCCCGCCCCUCUGCUUUACUUUGGAAACACCAGACCAUGCAUUGCGCUGUGCGCUUGACCAGCACGCCCCCGUCACCCACCGCAAUGUUACGUCAGCGCGGUCAGCUCUUUGGCAUGUGACCAUAAUGGAAAAACUACGCAGUGCCUAGAAAGAGGGGCGUAGGGCAGAAAAUAAGUGGUUGAUGUGGGUUCUCGCUGUUUUUAAGCAGAUCUAUUCAGCUGCCAAGAAGCGUGUCACUCAGAUUGUUAAUAUGUGCUAAGAUUUUGUAUUUUAGUAAACUGAUACUUAUGGCUAAAACCAGAAGGCACGUAUCCAGCGUCUGUAGUCACUUUAUAGGAAGUAACAAAGAAACUUCCCUUCCUGCAGUGUAUCCGUUGCCCCGGCAACCAGAUAUUUUUUUGGAAUUUCUUCACAAGCAAAAUCGCUGAAUUUCAUGCUGAACUUGAUCGUCGUGACCGCCUCCUAGAUUUGCCUCCCCUUUUUCUCGUGUCAGCUUACAUUUCGAUGGUUUUAUUCCUGUUUCAGGACAAGAGGUAACAAGUAAUAUUCUAAAAUCUAAACCUACGUCAUGUUCUUUGGACCCUAUCUCUACCCCGUGAUGGCUGAGUCUUUCUAUCAAUUACUCCCAGCGUUAACUCGCAUGGUCCAAAAAAGCUUGUCUCCUGGCACUGCUCUCUCUCUCUCCCCCCCCUCUCUCUCUCUCUCUCUCUCUCUCUCUCUCUCUCUUUGUAACUCAGCUGUCAUCAGACCUUUCCUUAUGAAGCCUGGUCUGGAUUAAAAUAUUUUUUUUUAAAAAUAUGAACCUGUAUCUAACUUAUCAUUUUUAUCAAAAGUCAUUACAAAAAUUAAUUCAAAUACAAAAAACACAAAUGUGUGUGUACUUUAACGACCACUCUCUGCUUAGUCCUAUUCAGUCGGCCUAUAGAUAUUUUCCCAUCACACAGUUAGCUCUCUUGAGAGUCAGCAGUGCUCUCUAGCUUGCAAUUUGUUCAGGUACUUAAAUUGGUCAUGCACGUAAUCAAUUGUUACCGAAGAUUUGAUUAUGUUUGAUGAGCUGGUUAUGUCUUAAGGUUAAGAUUUAAAUAAAAUUCCAUGAUUUAUGGCGUAUGUUAAUUUAAUUUUAGAAUUUAACCUUAAGAAAACUGAGUAAUUUGUCUUACAACAAAAUAAUGAUUAAAUUUGUAUUCCCAUUUUUUUAAGGCGAUGAAAAAAGCUGGCCAUUUGUGAUUUUGUUUCUAUUAUUUCCAUGUUUUGUGAUAUUUUAUCGGAAAUACUUAAUUUCGUAAUAAAUCACCUGUAAAUAAUAUAUUAUAUUGCAAUAGUUUACUAGGCUCAUCUAAAAGGUUUAAAAAGAAAGAAAACAGUAACACUAAAGAUUACCGAUUAGUGCAACAUUACUAUUUUGACUGUUACACCUCAUUUUGUAAUAGCAAUCAUUGCUUACAGCGCCAUCGGUUAAAACACAAAAACAAUUACCGCAUUCAGCCGCGGCACGGUUUGCAUGUUACAGUCCGCAUAGUGGUUGAUCAGCUCUGUUACAGCACACUGUAUCCGACAGACGUGUUUGCCUUCUUUUUUUUUUUAGAAGGGUUUAUAUAAAGAAAAAAAAAUGUGAUUUGCACAUUACCAAAAAAUACCGAUCUACUACAGCCUUAACAUUAGAGAUCAAAUUAAAAAGUAUUCUUUAUUUGGUGUGGUGAAAAACCACCAAUUUGAAUCUCAUGGCCAAACUUUUUAAAAAAUAUUAAAACUGGAAAACAUUGGCAUCAUCAUAUUUUCAAAAUCAUUUGAUCACAUUCUACGGUAAACUCACAUAUAAAAUAUGCUGAGAUCCCAGCUUUCAAAUUAACACUUGAAAAGUAAUUGGUUUUAUUUCUCUAUUGUGUUUUACGCCUACUGCAAACAAGGUAAAAAAAAAUGUUUGUUUUAAAUUAGAAUUUUGGAGUUUUAAUGCUAUAGAGUGAGUUGAGAUUUCGGCAUUCAUAUGUUAGUCGGUACAACCUGCGGUUUUUUCUACGUAGAUGCCUUGCUCCGAACAUUAGCGAGUAAUGCAAAGUUACACGUGCCAUUUCUUUUCAGUUACUUGGUUACAACGUGUUAUGCAGUUAUUCUCGCUAAAUUGCUAAUCAUUCAUACAAAGAUGUAUACAAUCAAUUCUAGAGGUAUUCACUUGUAAAUAUUCAAUUGUAGCGUUUAUGUCUAAAUAAAAAUGUGUUCAAUCCACAGGAAGAACUUCAUCACAAAUCGCACCGGAACAACUCGAAAAACUGUAUUUGAGACUUUCAGACAGUGCUCCGACUCAAGGUAACCUGAUAUUAAUAUUAUUUUAAAAAUAGAUACAAUAAUGUUUAAAAAAUUGAGCAAUUUAGGCUUAAUGUCCUCGACUUAAAGACUCAGGAGUCAAUGAUACUGGAUGAAUUUAAUGUUUUUCGUUCUGAUAGAUCGACUGACAGCGAAAAAUCUAAGGGAGGUAUUUUUAAUAUUUUUAUGUCAACUAAAAAAUUGCUGAAACAUGAACAACACUACAAUGAAACACAUGGUCUGUACACCCGACAUUGAGCUUCUGUGGGUAACCUUAAGACCAUAUUGUCUACCGAGGGAGUUCACCAAUAACUGCAUUGUCCUCAUUUACAAUAAACCUAGAGCUAACAAAUAGCAAGCAACUGACAGACACUUGAAUAAUAUGCAUGAUUUUAAAUAAACAAAAUUAAGACUCGUUUUGUUAUGAGAUAAGGUAAAGUAACAACUUGUUGCUAGAUAAUUCCAUACUAACAUUGACAUAACCACGUGCAACAGUUUAAAAAAAACCACAACUAAAAAAUACAAUUUUUUAGAAGUUAACAAAGAGAUUAGGUUAGUUACUGUUCCAUAUUAAGAAUACAUCGGUAGGUCAUUAAUAACUAUUGCACAAACGUUUAAGACUAUUUCUUUUCACGAUUGGACAAUAUGCAUAUUACUUAAAUGUCAAUAAAAAAUAAUCCAUUGUUUAAACAAGGAAACUCUCAAUACCUCGUAUCAAACUCCAAUAAAAAUAGCCACUCGCUUUAUUUUAAAUCUGCAUACAGCUUUAAACUAGCAUUACAAUAAAAAACAUUCUAUACUUAUUUAUAAUAAUUAUUACACCUAUAAUUCUUUUAAGAAAGAUAUUGUUCUAAGAAAGAUGACACAAUUAAAUUUUAGAUGAUGUGUAUAUAGUUUACUUUUUAGUUUAUAAUACGCGUCUGCAGAAUGCAGGGCAAAUAUGAUUUACUGCAAUAUAUCAAAUAGUGAUUUUAUAAACAAAUACAAAUUAAAAAAGUAAUAACUUUUUUUUUAAAAUAGAUUAGUCAUUUAAUUUUAAAUUUUAAAAAUGCAACACAUUCUAUGCCAUUGGGAAAAUGACCUUCUAUAGGAAGGGACAUAUUUACACUUUGAAGAUUGUUAACAAACGUCUCAUAAUCUUCAGUUUCUAAUUAAUGACCCCAAAAGAAUAUAUUUAAAUCCAAUAUUUUAUAAAAUUACGAAACCAAUUUUUAAAAAUAAGUAUUUUCCAUUCUAAAAUUGCUAUUUAAUCGAGAUUCAUAAUGCACUUCUCGAGGUUCGUACACUUUGAAAAGUACAUGUUCUUGUAAGCGUGUUAAUGUCUUGAAACGUUUAAUCGCUUUUAUAUUGGUUAGAAAUCAAUGGGCUUUAAACCGUUCAUUCUCUUAACGAUGUUCAUGAGCUUUGAAAUGAGCAUAUGUUUUGAGACGCUCCUGUGUUUGGAGACGUUCGUGUGGUUUGAGACGUUGAAUUUUUUUUAAGAGGCACAGUAAUCUAACCGGACAAGCAAUGUGGGACACCUUGUAACACGGAAAGCAAAUGAACAAUACAAAACUUAAUGUAGCUCUUUUCCCGCAAAAUAUUAUUUAGCUUCAAAUUUAUUAAUCAAUGUUUUUAUUAUUUUCAUUUUUGGGAAACUAUUGUGAUUUAUACGGGAGAGAUAUGGUAUAGUACACAUUUAAUACGAAUAAUUUUACACAUAACGAAUUUGUUUCGCAUUAAAAUAUUGCAUAUAGUUUAUUAGCCUCUCAAAAGGUAUUCUGAAGAUCAUGCAAUUCAACAUUAAAGGUAUAUUCCUGUCAUAAAAUGAACAAGACCUAUUCUAAUCUAAGUCUGGCAGAUGAUGCGUUGCUCAGUUCGUAGGCCUAACUCUCUAGUCCUUUUCUAUGUGUUCCAAUGGCCAGAUAACUAGAAAUAGAUCAGGAUGCAGUAGAUAACCAGCAGUUUUCUUUGUGUCUCAAUGUGCUCUUUAUGCUUUCCACGUCCCAAGGCUUGGCGGAAUUUUCAUUUUGUCAAUGUCAUACCGCCCUACGGUAUUCCAUCUGCGGGUUUCAUUCUCUUAUAAGACUCAGUAUUCAAGGUCUACGAGUCCCAUCCGCUUGGAUGAAAAGUGCACUCUCGUGGGUAUUGCUAUACAAAUAGCGAUGUCCUUCUUUUCUCGAGCUCUUACUACGAUAUGGCACUUUUACAUCUAGAUCUAAAUUUUACUUUUUCAAAUUCCUUAAAUGAUAACAAACAUGGUGUCUCUUUUGUCAGUUGUGUCAACACAUGUCAUUAUAGAGCUGUUCGCCAGCUGGAUCCUAUACUCCUUUAACCCUCCAGAUAACAAGGGUCUCAUUCACCUCGGAGUGUCACUAAAUUAGGAAAAUACAAAUUUGAAAAAUGUUACAAACUCUAAGGUGAAGGCAGAGUGAAUUAACCCAUCAGUAAAUACAAUGAGGUUGAGACAGCGGUACUCAAUAAAAUUAAUAGCUACUCCUGCUGCACACCUUGCACCUAGUUGUAAAGACCAUACGAGACCAUACGAGACCAUACAAGACCAUACGUGACCAUAUAUAGUUAUCUUUUUAACCUCCACACAAAAUCCUUCCUUACCUCCCGAGGAAAUUCCCAGCAAAACAAAAUACUAGUUGCCUUCUAUGAUUAUUCUUAUUUCAUGUUAAUUGCUGUGUUAACUUAACCAAUGGUUUAUUUAUUUUUAUUUUUUUUUUAAAGUAUUUUUUCUAUUCUUAGAAAAUAACUUAUAAUUUCAUGGCGUAAGUCUGCCUUUAAAUAAGAUAAGUUAGAAACAUAAUUGUGGAAUAGAUCAUAACAAAACGGAAUUUUGCUCGAAAUGCAUUUCACUUUUUUUUUGUUACACAUAUUAAUUAAUAACGAUAGAAUAAUCACUCUAAAUAAUGAAAUCUUUAAAAAAAAAAGACAUUUUCAACGUUGAAAGAUAUAUUUAAAAGUUGAUAAAUAUAUUCAAUUUAAAAAAAAAAAAGCAACAUCGACAAGGAAAGUUAACGUGCUGUGGAUUCAAAUUGUAGGGAUAUUAUUAGAUGUAUAGUAUGUACGUUUUUCUUUUUUAAUUUGUAAGACUUGGGUUGGACCAUCUGAUCUGUGGAUAAUCUGAAUUGUAUGGGUAAGUGACAUAUGAACUUAGACAAAAUUGAUAGGAUUUUAUUUUGAACAAAAAAUAAUCUUAAUAUCUCUUAUCAUCGCAAUAAAUACAAUGAUGGAUGUACAACUAUGAAGGAAAAUUUCAAUGAUUCGUUUGAAAAAUCACAGUAAAAUAAUUUUACUCUACUCAUUAAAAAAUAUUUAAAUGCCUAAUUCAUUUCCGGUUUUAAAUAAUGAUACGUCACUGCAAACUUUUUAUUUCACGCCCAUGAACUCUAUAAAUAUAGCCGACCCGCGGCUUAGCAUACGCCGCGAGCUUGUUUGGGUGUGCUCAUGGCUUUGCAAGCGAGGGUAGUGCACGAGGGGUGGGCGGUAGCUCCAUCGCAGUGCGCAUGCCUCAUGUCCAACGAUAGGCAGGCAGGAAAAGGAAAGGGAGGUUUGGCCUGAAUCUUGCUGGCUAGCUCUGGCGUGUUUUCUAUAUAUAGCCUGCGUCGUUGUCUUCUUUGUCUUCAUGCCCUUGUUUUUCUGGCAUAUUAUAUGUAUAGAUGAGAGUGUAAAUGAUGACACACAAUUUAGAAGGAUUAAAUGUGUUCAAAUGUUCCCCCAUUCGAGAGCAUAUACAUUUCAAUCUCAAAGAGACCAAAGUUUUCCGGUAAAAUCUCAUUGAGUCCUUCUUUUGGGAAACAUUUUGUAUGCAGUGCAAUAGACAUUCUACUAGGGUUCUCUCUGUUUUGUCUUGUGAUUUUUCAGGUUUUUCCAAAUUCUGUAUGUUCUUUUUCAUAUUUUGUUUUGGAAACAGUUAUUCAUGUUAUUGCUGUAUUAAUAUUUUAUUUUUACUUAAAUACAACUAUUUGUGUUAUAACAUUCCCAGUGUAUUUUAUUUUAACAUACCUUUUAACCUGAUGAAGUAACACAAUGCACAAGAAGUAAUCUCGAACAUUUAACAAAUUGUUAGACAUAUAUUUUCAUCAUAAUUUUUUUAUAUUUUUUUUCAGGCAAAAGCAAAGGCUGUUCUCAAGAUUAUACACUGUUGAAGACUUUGGUAAUUUUUAUUUUCAUUGUAAACUUUUUGUAAUAGCAAUUAGUUGUUACACUUUAUAUAUAUUUUGUUAGGUAAAUAAGUUAUUGUAUAUAACAUAUUGUUUAUAUUAUAUAUUUUAAUAACUUUACAAAUAAUUAUCAAUAUUAGAUCAUUGACAUCUGUUAUUAAAGUAUCACAUUAAACAUGUCAAAAAUCCUUCAUUGCUUUACUUAUGUAAAUAUAUUGCAACGUUUUUUAGUUUGUUUUACCAAAAGCUUUUUAAGAACAAACUAUCAAUAAAUUAUGUUUACGGUUUCCUAUAACAUUUAAUGAAAAUGAAAUGUUUCUUUGCGUCCUGUUUUUUUUUAUUCAAGUAACAAUGAACUUGAUAAACAUGCUGUUAGUGUUUCUUGUCGUAAAAAAGCAACAUUAGUGUGGACUUUGGUCAAGACAAGAAUUAGCCACAAAAGUACUAAGGCUCAACCGUCCUCUAGUAGAACAUACGGCCAUGUUGUUAACAAACAUAAAAAAAGAGAACCAACAAAGACAAUUUGGCACACGAAUGAAGCGUAGAUCUCGUGGAAGUAAAGAAGGAGGGAAAUAAAAGUGAAAAGCAGAACAAGAGGACAGCUAAUUCUUCUUCUUUCCUUUGUUUAUGAAACGUUAGAUCAUUUGUCAAUAAAACUUAUUAGCUUGAUUGUUGCUGUUAUCAUUUCAGCGAAUUUCAUGAAAUCUCAUUUAAAAAAACAUAACAGAAACAUGGCUUAACGAAAAAGUAUGGGAUUCCUAUGGAAUAGAAAUGGAUGAAUUUAACUUAUUUGUUCUGAUAAAUUGACUGACAACGUCAAAUCCAUGGGAGGUUUGGCGAUAUAUUUUGUUACCAAAAUUACAGUAAAAUAAAAAAAUACAAGAAAGAAACAUGUGGUAUGUACACCCAACUUUAAGCUGCUAUGUAUCACCUUAAGGCCAAGGGAGUUCACAAUAAACAUAAAGCUAACAAGGAACAGGCCAGUCACAGACUCUUGGAUAAUGUUAACUAUUUAAAAACGAAUAAAUGCUGACUUUGAUUUCGUUUGAAGAAAUUUAGUGAAAACUUGUUUUUCUUUAUCUUCACAAUAAUAAUAACGCACAAAAAGAAACGCAAUAAAAACAACAGAUAUUUGGGUCUUCAAGAGAAAAUUUGAUUAUGCUUUUAUGAAAUAAUUCUUUGAUUUAUAUUAUUGAUACAAAAAUAUCAUAACUUUCACAUUCAGAUAAAAUGCUUAAAAUUGUUUUUAAUUGCUAUUUUAAUGGUAUUUGCAAUUUAUAAUAAUAAUUCAUAAACAUAUAUUAAAGUAAAAACCGCAUUUUUAUUAUUUUUUAUUUUGCAUUUAAAUUUAUUUCGUUUUGCAUAAAAUUAUAGAAAAAAACAUAAUCAUGGUUUUUGUUUAUUCCGAAGGUAUUUAAAUUAAUUGGUUUCUUUUGUUAUUUACUGUCAGCCUAGUUUAUUCUCAUACUUAUGUGUGUGUUUAUAUAUAUAUAUAUUAUAAUAAAAUAGUUUUUAUAAUAGACAAUCAUCAGUAGACAUUGUGAAGCGGACGACGUCUUUAUGUCAUACUUCCCCGUGCUGUGAACUCUAGCUGACCCAAAGUUUGGCUGCGCUAUUAUCAGGGUAUAUCCUAAUAAUGUUAGUCUCCCUUUCACCUCGGCUAAAAUUAACAAAUCUAUGACCUGUUUCAUGAUUCGAGUAUUGUAGAAUAUUGUAGAAGGUUUCAGACAGGAUUACAUGGGUAUUUUGUUCUCAAAUUGUCUAAAGGUUUAGGUCCGUCUAUGACCUGUGAUGCACCCUCCUUGCCCUGCCUCAUUUUCUGUCUCGGAUUAAUUCUGUAGUAUAGGCCAAAACGUGCCAAAGUGUCCUCUUUUUAUAGCCAUUUUAAUUGUUUCUAUAGUAUAGUAGUUACUAUGCUAGUGUCUCAUUUUUAUUUUACUUAGUUUAUAUGUUUUUAAUAAUUGUAAAGCGCUUAGAGGUUUACGGUAAGCGCUAUAUAAAAAUGCCUAAAUAAAGAAAGAAAGAAAGAAAGAAACAGGCUAUACCGGUAUAUAAAGCUGAGGAAUUGAACGAAAGACGACAGAGUCAGAGACGAGAGUAUCGUCUUUUGUUGUGUAUUGUUUUAGAACGAGCCAUAUAUUCAAUUAAAUCAGGAAUUAGUCUAUCCAUACUGAUAGCAGUAAAGUAACAACACACUCAAUGUAGCAAAGAUGACCGAAGAAAAGUGAAUAUAUGUGUGUAUGGGGAAGAUUGAAAUUAAAAGUUAUUUUACUUCCUUGUGAAUUUGAAAAUUAAGAUACAUACUUUCAACAACGCUAUUAAAAGUGUCAAGUGUGUUAUUUUUAAACACAUCUCCGUUGGACACUAAGGAGGAAGCCUAUUCUUUAAAAUGGAAAUGAUGAAUCCAAAACAGCUAUUUAGCCAACUUAGCACAUGCAGUGCACUUUAUUUGAAUAGUUCAAAUUCUUGUUUCGUGUGUGGUUCAUGAUACACUCUUUUAAUAUGUGUUAUAGCAAACAAACAAAAUAUGGUUAAUUAAAAAUUUAGUGGGUUUUUUUUUUAUUAUAAAACUUUAUUUAUAUGAUAAUAUUUUUUUUAGAUUUCGAAAUAUACAUGUCAAUGAAAGGUUUAACAGUGCAGCAAUUUCCAUGAUUUAAAUAAAAAGCUAAAUUUAAAAGCAAUGUAAAUUAAUUUUAAAAUUUCAACGUUUCUAUUGACUAAAGCUUAGAUUAAUUGCCUACUUAUUAUUACAGAUAUCGUAAGAGUAACUCAAUUCCUUUCUUUUGUAACCAAAAGAAGAAUGAAGUGGAACAUUCGUAUUAUUUUAAUGGUGUUGAUCACUACUACUGGUAAAAUAAGUUUUCGUCGUUUUUUUUCGUACAUGUACUUAAGAUUUAAAAUUAAAUGUGUUCGUAAAAUUUUUGUUGUUGCUUGCUUGAUAUAUUCAUUUAUUUUUUUUUUAAAAUCUUUUCGAUGCUGAAAAGAAAAUGAAUAGUCAUUAAGAUGGCUAUACAGACAGAUGUAUAGAAAGAUAGAUAGAUAAAUAAAUAGAUAGAUAGAUAGAUGGAUAGAUAGAUAGAUCGAUAGAUAGAUAGAUAGAUAGAUAGAUAGAUAGAUAGAUAGAUAGAUAGAUAGAUAGAUAGAUAGAUAGAUAGAUAGAUAGAUAGAUAGAUAGAUAGAUAGAUAGAUAGAUAGAUAGAUAGAUAGAUAGAUAGAUAGAUAGAUAGAUAGAUAGAUAGAUAGACAGACAGACAGACAGACAGACAGACAGACAGACAGACAGACGGACAGACGGAUGGACGGACGGAUGAAUGGAUGGAUGGAUGGAUGGAUGGAUGGAUGGAUGGAUGGAUGGAUAGAUGGAUGUAUGGAUGGAUGGAUGGAUGGAUUGAUGGGUGGAUAGAUAGACUAAAAAGAGGGGUUAAGACAUGGAUUAACACAUUUUAUUUCUUAUGCACGUUGAGCAUUGUGUUAACAGAGACGUCAAAGAUGUUGCACCAUAAGUCAAUACCUUACAUCGACAAUUAAAAGCAUUUACUUGGAAAAUAGGAGAUAAAAAGUUUCAAGUUAAGACAUCUAAAGGGAGGUUAAUAUUAAAAUACAUCGUCAUGAUUUCAAACAAUAAUUAUACAACCCCUUAAAACGAACAUUUUUGUACAAAUCCUUCAUACGUAUUUUUGUGCAACUUAGUGAUGGCUAUCGUUUUUAAGAAAUCAAAGAAUCACAUUUCCUUCUUUUUUAUUCAUGUAAAAACAAGAAAAUCCUGAUUUUGUCGAGUAAGGGGAGGAGCUGAAAAUUUGGCAGAAUGUAUUGUGAUCGGGAAUAAGUCUAUCUUCCAAGCUUCAGUGCGAUACAAAGACGGGAAGUGGGUCUUUUAGUAUUUCAAACAUUUUGCAACAAACACGCGAAUACAUGAACAAUAGCUAGGUUAAUAUUAAGCAUUUAAUGAGUUCGAUUCAUAUAGUGAGUUGUAUUGAUUAGUUUUUGCUUCUGUUAUAUUUGUCGCAGUCUAAGUUUCGACUAAUAAGUUUAUUACGGUAAACAUUAUUUCAUGAAAAUUAUUUUUCAUGUCUUCUAGUCAGUCAAGAUAUACAAAUACUUCCAUACAGCCAAAAUGACAGCCUUACAAAAUGUACAAAUGGACUACUAGCUGGAGAGGAUAUAAUUGUUUUUAAAAGUCUGCUUGACUUUUCUGAUGACCUAGAUUUGAGCACAGUUUAUUUUCAAACUAGAAAAGAAUCAAAUUACCGUCAUGUAAGUUUAAAUAACUGCAAGAGGUAUGACCAAUGAGCCACUAAAUAUUAUAUUUAACUGUGUUCCAAAAACUAAUUUUAAGCACACCAAACUUCCUUUCACUAUUUUCUUCCCUAAAAAUUAUUUCUAAUGAACUGAAAUUAUCAUCUUUUUUUUAUUUUACUGGAUACAUAAAAAAAUCAUAUCAAACCCUAUGUAAUAACUGAAGUAGCAGUAUGAAGUGUUUUUUUUUAUUACAUACGGUUCGUAUUAUAGUGUGUGAAGAAGCAGCGUCAUUAAGAUAACGAUAAGGUUAACGUCUCGGCCCAUCUUCCUUUAAAUGCCAUAGCCAAAUAUACUUUCAGACAUUUUUUAAAGCGAUAAUAGCUAAUACAAUAUCGUUAAAUUAUAAAACAAUUUUUUAAAUGGCCAUUUAAAAAAAAAAUAUUUAAAAAAAAAGAUUUUUUUUUUCAGCUCUGUUUGGUCAACAUAAAAGAAAAUUGCAACUUAAAUCGAAAAAAAUGUGCAUGUAGGAAAUCUAACGAACACAUUCUGGAAAUUACAAUAAGGCUCAAUGCUUCAGUUUCAUACAGUGGCGCCUGGUUACGUGGAGUCGCUAUCCGAUCGUCUGAUAACUUACAAAAAUAUGGUCAGGAGCAGAUGUUCCCUAACAUAUACGGUAUGUCUUGUUAUACACUUAAAUUAAAUAACAGUUAACUUAGGAAGUUUUUCUUUAUUGUCAAUGUUAAUUUUAGAAGAUAAGGAUAUUAAACAUGGACAAAAUAUAAAUCUUUUACAAAUGAUUUUUUUCUAAAAUUGCAUUUUCAAUUGCAUUUUCAAUGAAAUAUAUAUUUUUAAUAAAAUGAAAGGAACAAAAUUAUAUUAAAUAGUCUCUAUGCGUAGACUGUAAUGGAUUAUGGGCAUUUGCCCAAACAAUAAUCUGAUAUAAUGAUGUUUUUUUAAUGUCACUAAUAGAUAGAAACCGCACCACUGGUCAUGUCUUUAUCAAUGGCAAACAGCAGGACACCAUCAGAAACCAUUGCGAGGAAUACAUUAGUGGACCGGAUUUGAACUUCACAUUUGUCUGUAUUGGGGAACUAUCUCCAUGUUUGAUAAUGAUCUCAGCAAAUGACUCAACGGAAGACAUACAAGGGAGAGAAUUAGCUUCUUUUUACAGCGUAUACAACAAAUCACAGGAAAUCAAUGUAAAUGUUAAGUAUGCAGCCUGCAGCUUGGAAGGAUUCUAUCAUGCUGUCAGCUGCAAGAUUAACAUAGGUGAGUGGAAUUGUUCAAACCAAAGCAUUGAAUAAUGUAUACAAAAUCAAUUUAAAGUGGUCAAUUAAUAAUAUUUAAAAAUGGCCGGAAUAUAAAAUGUUUUAAUUGUGGAGUAUAAAGGAUGAGGAAAAACUAGGUCAACACUAUAAUUUACCGUAUUAUACUAAUUUAUUUCCAGCAAGAGUUGACAAUUUCAGGUGUCAUAAUGAGAUAUCUACAGACAAAAUCAUUCUAAAAUGCAGUGCGAUUGUUUUUUCAAACAUGAAUUGUAAAUACUUCAUUAACAAACAUGACGUAGGUAUUUUAGAAAAUCUAACUCUUUUCAUAAUAUUUUACACUUUGUAUUAUUAUUAUGCUUAUAAUUUAUGUUACAUUUAAAACAAAAAAGUAAACGUAGAGAAAAGUGAAACGCAAACUUAAAAUUAGAAUGAAUAGGGAAACUAGACUUAAAUAAAAUUCAUAUUAGGAUUUUUUAAAAUGAUAUUUUAAUUCUUUGACGCAAAACUGUGUAGACAUAUCUAUAGCAGUUACAUAACAUUACAAAUGAAACACACAAUGUCUUUUCCAAUUUUUUUUUAACCAGAUAAGAGAUGUUUUACCCAAUGUCAAGGUGACUCCAAACAUGGAAAGAAUACAAUGGACGCCAUCCGCUCAAACAGCAAACUGUGGCUUUAACCUGUUAAAGACCGACGUCAGACCCGGCCUUUAUGACGUGGUGGUGGUCAUGCAACCUUCUGUGGACACUUAUGACGACGAUAUUAAACUAGGAACAAACGCAAACAUUUCUAUUCCAAUAAGUAAAUAAAUAACGUUUUUUUAAAUGGAAGUUUAUAACGUGUCAUACGUGAUAAAGGGCUUUCCUAACAACUGAUAACAAGAAUCUCAUAUGCAUUUUAAAGUUAUUUUGACAGACCGAAAGUCAGGGUUAUUUGAAUUUCCAUAACAAUUUUAUAUUGUAUUUAAAUAUCGUAAGAUUGUGAGCCUUAAUUUAAACGUUUGUCAAUAUUUUCGAUGUACAAAGAAAGCUUUAGAAAUAGUGACAACAAUAGCAAAAAUAUAGUUUGAGUUUUAUGGACUUGUCUCUGGUACGCACAAUAUUCAUUUAUAACAUUGAUAGUAAUAAACUAUGAACAAAACAUAAAAUAUAAAACAUACAUAUAGAGUUAUUGAAUAAAAUGUAGUUUAUGGAAUGGUAUCUGCUACGCUCAAUUUGCAUCUUUAUCCUUUAUAGUAAGAAACUAUAAUGCAAACAUAAAUACAUAAUAUACCCAAAGAACUAAAUGAAUUCAUAAAAUUGUAAUUAAACGUGUUGAGUUAACAUAAAUAUAUCAGCUCGUUUUUUGUUUGUUUUGAAAGGAUUAUAUAUAUAUAUAUAUAUAUAUAUAUAUAUAUAUAUANUAUUAUAUAAUAUAAACUUUGAUAAGGUUAAACUGUAACGCCGAUUUCAAUGGCCCACAAUAUAAAAUUCCAUAUAAUUGCAUAAAUGAGUGACGAAAUUUGAGCUAAUAACGAGGAAAACUAAAAUACUCUUAUUAAAUUGAACAUGAAAAAUAUAUUAUGAUUGUGCAUAAAGUGAGUGACUUUGUUAUUAAUGGAGUUACGUUAAAGGGGGAUAAAACUUAACAAAAUAGUUGUGUGUUGAGGAUUUAUUUACUUUGUUUUAGGCAGGACAAGAUACGCCAUUGAUUGUGUGGGUUAAUAUGAUUGGUAUAGCACUAUUUCAAACUUCAACCAGGUUACAUACCAAAAAUUGGUAUAUUCAUACUUUAAAGAACAAAAAAAAUGAUUUUUUAAAAAACUUCCUACCUCAAAUACUUUUCAAUGGGAAGAAAUAGGAUGAGUACAUCUUUAAGUGAAUAGCACGAUAUUUCAAUCCGAUACGACAGUGGUAAAGAACACGUUUUAAUAUUUUCGUCCAAAAUAUAAUAAAUACGUGUUACGGUAAAGUCAGAAGAUCAAGGUCACUUUUCGUGGACACAUUGUGGACACAUUUACAUCAAUAAAUGUAUAUAUAAAAACUUAGUGACUUUUGCAAAAGGAACAUGAAGGAUACUCUUUUCUUUCAAACUAAGGACAUCGUUAUUUUCACAUUACUUCAAAAUACAAAUUUCAAGGGUAGGGCUGAGUUUUGGUCAAACAUAUUUGUGGAUAAAAAAAUCUUAAAACCCAAUCAUUGUACAGGAUGCAGAAUUUAAACUUAAAAAUUUGAGUACAUAUUUUUUUUUUUGUAAAUGCAAAUCAGAAGGUGGUGUGAAAAAAAAAGUACGGGCUAAGAUUGUCUUUAAAUGUAAGGAAAUAUUUAUUUUGCGCAAAAUAUAUUUGAGAGAAAUGGAAUAGUUUAAUGAGAAUUGCUCUUAAAAUACAGAUUAAUAAGACACGCACAAAUUGUGUCAAUAAAACAAUAUAAGGGAGCUUUAAUAAUAAUUAUAUAUUAUACAUAAGUAAACGUUUAGGCACAUGCCUUCAUCAGUACAAACAAACAAAACACAUUUAAAUAGGUAUAAAUUAAAUUUACAUAAUAUAACUAUAAAUAUCCUUCCUAAAACAGAAAAAUAGGAGAUGGUGCUAAAACCAGAUAAAAACAAAGUAAAGAGGAGUAGAAAGGAAGUUUUUUAAUAUAAUUGUAAAAAGCAAACAGGAAAAAGACAUGGCAGUUAGGUAAAAUUGUGGAUUUGGUUCAUUCCAUAUGGAGACAACGUACCAAAUAUAGUUAUUAAUUUUUUCUCCAUAUAGAUUCUAUCUGUAGUGCCACUAGUAUAGAGUACAAAAUACUUUAAGACGUGUAAAUUAGAUACGAGAUUCGUCUUUAAAUAUUACAGAUGUCUAGUAAAGAUUUUAUCAUUAUACAAUUAAGGAGCAAGGCAGAGGGUGGUUUAAUUUUCAAACCGAAUAAACCAUUUCAAAACAAUCCGUUAAUGCUAGAGAUAUUUAAAAUGGUGAGCUACUUAUUUAUUGUUUUGUUUAAUGGUUAAAAACAUUUUUUUUACAAUUUUUUAAAUAUGUUUUCCUCGUAGUUCGUGGGCGGUCCAAUUGGUUUGAUCUGCUUAUUUUAUAUAUAAGAGAAAAUGCUCAACCCUAAUGAUGUGAGAAACCUAAAUAUUUAUACUUAGCUACGUAUUGAAAAAUAACAAAAGUCUAAUUUAGAAUUUUAUAGAUAUACAUUUCAAGGGCGUUGACAAGGAAAGCUAUCCUUUUAUUUAAGAUCAAAUGCACCAAAACUCAAUUCAAUUACAACCGUGAAAAAUGGAAUUUUAGAUCUUGAGACUUCACAGGAACAUUUGGAAAGUAACGUAAUAUGCAUUCCAUUAGUAUCCCGUUAACAUCGGGUCAUAUAUUCUGGUAUAUAUAUUUGUUUAUAAUAUAUAUAUAUAUAUAUAUAUAUAUAUAUAUAUAUAUAUAUAUAUAUAUAUAUGUGUUUUUAUAUAUUGGCUAUAUUUAAAGAGAUGUAGUACAAAAUCAUAUCCUUGACACAUAAAACAUACCAUAUUAAUGUUUUCUUUUACCCUUCAAUUAUAUUAAAUUAAAAAACACUUUUCAGUGACGUUUGAAGACAUUUCCUGUGUCAAUGACAGCACUGAUGAUGUCGUCAAUGUGAGCUGCAAUGUCGCAAGAAUUUAUCCCCAGGCUAAAUGUCGUGUCGUGAUUAUUGGCAAAAACGUGCGUUGAAAAUAGUUCCAUGUUACUAUAUGUUUCAGGGGGGUAAAUGUCAUGUCCAUAUGUUUUAUUGAUAAGAAGUUGACUCGUACAUGAACUAUUAAUAUUAUUCAAAAAGAACAUUUUAUAGUUAUGAACAUAAACGUAUCAAGAUCCAUUUUCUUUUUCUUUUAAAAAUAAUGUAUUAAAUUAAAUCAUAAUGUUUAAGUUUAUUUUUUAACAGGAAAAGAUAAUCAUUCCAGAAACUAAUAUAACAUUAGUUAACGAACUUGUACAGAGUAACGCUACGUACUACACAUCUCAAUGUGUCUUCACUGCUAACACAAUGACCUUUAACCCCGGUCACUAUGAACUAGUUGUUACACUAUACACCGGUAUUGAAAAUGAUUUGAGAUUUGCUGAUCCAUGGUCAGUGUUUCUGCACAUCCGAGGUUAGUACUAAUCUUAAAUAGAGUACUGUCGAAUCUUUAUCGGGAAUUAGCGUACUAUUCUUUUUAUGAUAUCUUAAUCAAUUUUUUCUGGAGAAACUUUAAAAUGAAACUGACUUUCUAAUCUUGGUAUUAUAGAAAAUUAAAUUUAAAAUGUAUCAUUUAUUUUUUAAAAAUACGAUUUAUAAAUUUUUCACAGGAAACGAAAGAAAAUGAUCGCUCAUGGUUAAUUAUAUUUUAUUAGAAACAAAAAUAUCGUUCAAAAAUAUAUAUAUGAAACGAAAAAUGCGAAACUGAUGCUAAAGUUACUAUUAAUGUUUUUAGUUUACAUUGAAUUUAUGUUCAUUCAUACACGGGUAUUAAAAAUGUCCUUUGUUUAUUACAUAAUCCUGGACCGCCUGGGACUUGAGGCAAAGGUCAACGAUUGCUAUUUAUGUCUUUCUAUCGAAUGAUUCCAUUAUAGAUGUAUCCUUGCUAAGGUUUCAUUUGUACAGGAUUAAUCUCUUUUGAUGUACCCAAGACUUGGAGGUUUCUGUUAGAUCUUACCCACAAAUCUAACUCUUCUAGCUGAAAUUGCGUUUUAAACAAAUCGCCCUUCAAAAUUCAAUGAUUUGACAAGCAGCUGUGUAUAUCCAACUGAAUCAAUAUUAGUUACUUUUGCAGAGCUAACAUUUGAUUUUUACGUAUAACACAAUAGACCAGUCACUUACAUUUUUCUUUUGUGAUAUCUCUUUCGUACAGACUCUAUCGAAUAUACAUAUGACGCUAGGAGUACAGAGGUUAUUGCCUACAUCGCUGGUGGAAACACUUUGAUAAUACUCAUAUUUGUUGUUAUUGGUUACUAUAAACUGAAGGGUGAGUUAUGUAAACAAAUAUUGGAAUCUGUGUUUAGUGGUUGGCUUUUGAGAAAUUUAAAUAGCAGACCAUUUAAAAGCAAGGCAACAUAUUUUUUUUUUUAAUUAACCAGGACUUUAAAAUACAAUAUCAAAAGUUUUAUAUUACUCUAAUACAGUUAGUAAACUUCAUAUCAAAUAUAUUUAAAAAUAAUAAUUGUGCUAGACACAGUAAUACUUUAGUAUUUCUUCAUUAGGAAGUCGUUAAAAUAAAAAUAAUGGCUGCAUAACUAAUGGAAUAUUGACUUCUACCCCAUAAAGAUUCCCGCUGGACAUGUGACAGUUGUCUCCCAUGUGUAACAAGCAAGAUAGUGCCCGGCAAUUAUGACGUGAUCAACCAAGGAUAUAUUUUAGUCGAUGCUGGAAUCUAUCGGGACAAUAAUGAAUACGAUACAAGUGGGUACAUUUUGAUUGAAUCGAGCAACCCCAAUGAAAAUACGCAACAGAUCGAAUCCGACCAGCACAAUAUUUAUGAGACUAUUGAUGAAGAUGUGUUGACUUCGAGAGUUGUUUUUCUUAGCAACAUUCAGCACGUUAAGAUGGAUAUAAAUAAGGUGGACACGGACAUUGAUACGAGGAACGGAGAUACUAGCAAUUCUGAUUGUAACAGUUCAAGUUCAACUUCAAGACACUGUCAGUUAGGGAGCCAAGAUUAAGGGCAGGCUGUUGGAACUAACGUUGACAUUACAGACACUUAUUCGUGUGGUAACCAUUCUAAUUUUCGCAUGAAAGAUGAUCUUCCAUGUGGUUGUAUUAUAAACGUUGAAUUCACAGGUAAUCCUACUUGUGGUAGCAGAACUAAUGAUACUACAAGAACUCAUUGUUUUGAUAAAAUCAUUUAUGUUUUGUCUCCAGACGAUCGUUUUUGUGAUGUUAGCAAUAUCGGUGAAACCACAGACAGUGCUGCAGGUGGUAGUGAAACUCAGCUUGAAAUUAAAAUGUAUCAUCCUAGUACUGGAAAAUGUGAUUUGGACAAUACAUAUCAAGAAACGUUUCCAAGUAUUGCCGAUGAGGGCAGCAGAACUUUACACCAUCUUUGAUGUUUUGAUAGUUUAUAACUUUAUACAUCUUAAUUUGUUCGAAUUUAAUGACAAAUUUUAUUAUCAGAUCAUCCGUUUUGCAAUGACAAAGAUAGUCAGAACAACUUAUGAAUGUUUAUCUGUGGGUAAUUUGGAACAUCGGUGGAGAGAAAACUACAAAGGUUCCUUCCCUGAAUAAUAAAAGGAUAUGUAUAGAUGAAUAUUUAGCAAUAAGGGCAUGAACGCAAUAUGCUAGAACUUUUUAUUGACUUCAUUAGAGAUUUUCAUUCAACAAUUUAAUUUGCUUCAACGAUGGUCAGCGAACGUUUAAUUUUUUGUUGGACAUCAAAAUUAGACUUAACAAAUAUCUGCGUCCAUUUAUUAUAAGACAACAGGCUGUCACAUUUUCUGCUAUUUUCAUCGUCCUAUCCUCAUUCAUGUAAAAAUGUCUUAUUUUUUUCUGAGUUUCUUAGAAUAAGAAAACUUUGUUGCAAACAUUAUAAUUUUUUAGAAACAAUGGCGGAUAUUGUUCGACUUUUGCUGAUUUAGGUAAUAUCCUGAACACAUUUUAAAUAACGCUGUCACUCAAAUUAAAAGACUCUUGUAUAACAUAGCCGGACAAGACUUUUGUCCAGUUUCCAAACAUUUAAAUAGGGCUAACCAUAAUGGAAUUACAAACGUUGCAUCAGUUACUGGUAUAUAGUGCGUAAGUAAUACACUGUAUAGAAUUUAAAUGGAAAAUAAAUUAAUAACAAGUUUUGUUUCGUUGACAUUAUACGGUUUAAACCAAAUUCACAAUUUAGCGCAGCUGCAAUGUAUUUUCCUGUUUGAUUUUUAAAUGCUACUACCACCCACUUCCUUUCCAAUAUAUGUGAUUUUUUUUUUUGUAAGGUACGUGAGCCCUCUUAUUGUUUACCCUCAUAUUCUACUGAUAAAUGCAUUUGCUGAAACGUCU
This is a messenger RNA of Lymnaea stagnalis (great pond snail), 27720 nucleotides long. NCBI's taxonomy places the organism in Eukaryota, Metazoa, Mollusca, Gastropoda, Lymnaeidae. The record is from the annotation of a GenBank genome assembly.